AUGGUUAGAUUUGUUGAAUCCGACUCGACGGGCUUGCCCCUGAAGAGGAAACAGGUCGCUCAGGCCUGUGCUAGAUGUCGGCGACGGAAGAAGAGAUGUUUUCAUAACCAUGACGAACAUCACGCCGCUGACGCGCUCAACCUGGCAUCCGGGGAUGGAGACGUGGCGGCGGCAGGUAGCCCAACCGACCUUCCAAGCCAUCCAAGCCAUCCAAGCCCUCCAAGUCCGCCAGAGGCCGAGCCACUUCCAGAACGGCCUACCUCUCAAAAUAAGCAGGGGCAGGCAUCUAGGUUCAUCGGUGACCUAAGCCCCGAAGUUGUCUUGAUGGAAGCCACAAGCCUCUGCUCUCACCGUGAUGUGUCGGUGAGAGGUGGCUUGGGAAUAUGGCAACCUCGAGCACCUGAUUCGACCAAAUCUGCCAGCCCCUUCAUUCUAACUUCUCCGUCGCGGCAGGCUGUCCAAGAUAUGCUCAAGGCAUAUGUAUGGAGCCAUUGCAUAGCUUGUUGUCCUCCGCCAUCAGAUUACGCCGUUCUCCGUCGAAUCUAUCUUGAGAAAUUGGAUCCGAUAUUUCCUAUACUCGGUAACCAUCUAACUCUUCCCCUCCAAGAUGAGAUAGAAGGAAAGGUACUUCAACAGAUCGUCAGUCUUGCAGCCGCUGCCGACCCAGAGGCUAGUCGCCACCUUCGCCUAAACGUUGAGGGUCCCCUCCUCUCGCGACAUGACUUCUGUGAUUCGUUGUCAAAUUCAAUCCAGACUAUUAUCGAUGCUGGACUCAUCACGGACCGAGUCUUCCUGGUUCGCAUACUAGCCGCUUUGUCACUGUAUAUGCAACCUAGUUCACCCGACGAAGCUGAUGUCCCCGCGCUCCUCAGUAGUCGUGCGGUUCACCAAAUACACACCUUGGGACUGCAGAUGGUCUCCGUAGAUAGUCAAACAAGUAACAAAACGAGGCGUUCCCUAUUUUGUUGUACCUGGGCGCUUGAUCGAAUCAAUAGCGCAUUUUACGGUCGGGCUUGUUUGAUUCAUGAACGGGAUAUCGGAUUGAACAUGGAUGCUUGCAUUGCGGAACAGGCGCCUCCCUUUCGCUUAUUCCUGAUGCUCAUCGGUUUACUCGAAAACGUCAUUGCUCUAUACCGCCCGGGUAAUCAACGCGAAGACGAAGUCAUUGUCGAGCUGCCCAUUUUCGAGCAGAUGAUACUGGAUGCAGGGGCAGCUCGAGUCUCAAGUUCAUGCUUAGCUUCGCUCGAAAUAUUCUACCACUCGAUUGCCAUACUGUCAAGUCAAUCCCCAUCCGAGAAUCGCUCGACAGCUCUACCAGCUCCAGCAACCAAUAGCCGUAGAUCCUUAGCAGCUGAUCGGAUCACGUCUAUCGUCGGACAUGAGUUUCUCGGGCAGCUUUCCUAUUUACCGAUAAUUCCGUACGGCGUUUCCCUAUCUCUCAGCGUCUCGUAUCGUAAGAUGCGUCACAGCAAUGUACCCAUGUUUCGAAACAGAGGUAAACAGGCUUUCAUGGCAAACACCUUUCUUUUGAAGUCUUUGGAUGAUACCUUCUGGACAGCAAAAGCUAUGGUGGCUAUGGCCGAGCAGGUUCUGCGGGAAAUGGAUAAAGCCGUGGCAUCGAUAACACAAGAAACUGGUCUAGGGGAUGCCUCCAAGAAGGCCGAGUCUACGUCGCGAGGAGAUCAGGAAAUCGCAUCGUCAGGCCCUGGAGAUUCUAUCAUCGAUUAUACCAUCCAAGGGAAUACUGAUAUAUCAAUUCUUGAAACCAUUCCGGAUCUAGACGUAUUUGGCCAUUUCGAUCCGACUUUCAACCUAGGUGCCGUAGACGCUAUUCUCGAAGGAAAUCUGGAUUUUGGGCCUUCUUCGAAUUUGUUUGAGUGGCAGCAACUAAGAGGGUAA
Annulohypoxylon maeteangense is the source of this 1899-nucleotide messenger RNA. RefSeq lists its product as uncharacterized. The record is from RefSeq and is a predicted model, not a curated record. NCBI's taxonomy places the organism in Eukaryota, Fungi, Ascomycota, Sordariomycetes, Xylariales, Hypoxylaceae. The transcript is spliced from 2 exons. Bases 1 to 1899 code for a protein of 632 amino acids.